GAAAACCUUCUUUCUUCCUUCCUUCCUCUAGUUACUUUUAAACUCAACUCAACUCUCGUCUUUCAACAUUUUUCUAGAUUUACUUACAGUUCACUCACUCCCUCGCCAAUAAGCGACAACUCCGCCUCCACCUCCAGCGAAACUCGUCCUGUAUCAUCGACUACUAUAAAACAGUGCUCUCCUGUACUUGUUUUCCGGAACCCCCGCCAUCGCCGCCCGUCUAGACUACAUAUCGGUUCGGUUCGCCAAAGAAUUGCGCUGCUCUACUCUCUCACCUCGACAUCCACAAUCUUGCCACUACCACUAUCUCAACCAUCGCCUAAUCGCUUCGACGAUUUUUUACAGCUCAGGCCCGCCAUUUCCCAAGACUCGGUCGUAGUUCGGUCUCUGGACCGAUCCUGCCGUGCCCCUCGCUCCCACCCGCCGUCACCUGCCCACCGGCGCCGGCCGUUGCUUUCGGAUCGCGAAACCCCUCGUUCCGCACAACCCGCCACUUUCCAUCUCACAAACCAAUACCAACACCUAAAUCACAAUCGAAAUGGCCUGCGACUACCAAUACGUCAAGGAGCACACCAGGGAGGACUACGUCUUCCCUUCGCACCGCUUCCAGCGAUCAUGCUCCCCGGAUAAAACUCCGCUAUGUCUCGUGGCUUGUGGUUCUUUCAGCCCAAUCACGUUCCUUCAUCUUCGAAUGUUUCCUAUGGCUCGAGACCAUGCUCGUAACGAGGACUUUGAGGUUGUUGCUGGAGUUUUGAGUCCUGUCAGCGAUGCCUAUAAGAAGAAGGGCCUUGCGCCUGCUCACCAUCGCAUUGAGAUGUGCAGACUUGCCACAGAGAAUACCUCCAAGUGGCUCAUGGUGGACCCCUGGGAGGCCGAGAGCCCAACUUAUAUCCCAACUGCCAAGGUGCUUGAUCACUUUGAUUACGAGAUCAAUGAAGUCAUGGGAGGCGUCGAAUGCACUGACGGCACCCGAAAGCGUUGCCGCAUUGUACUCCUUGCUGGCCUUGACCUAAUUCAGACCAUGUCUACUCCAGGUGUUUGGGACGAGCGUGAUCUCGACCACAUUCUGGGCAACUAUGGCGUUUUCGCUCUCGAACGCACAGGAACUGAAAUUGACUCAACUCUCGCGAACCUGAAGCAGUGGGAGAAGAACAUUCACAUCAUUCGCCAGGUUGUUACCAACGAUAUCAGCAGCACAAAGAUUCGUCUUCUUCUCAAGCGAAACAUGUCAAUCGAUUUCCUUAUUCCCGAUGAUGUAAUCAGCUACAUCUACGAGCACAAUCUCUACCGCGACCUCGAUAUGCCUGAUUCCAAGGGCAAGGAGAAGGCUCUAACGAAUGGUCCCGACGCUGGAACCAGCACCGGUUGAAUUUCUUUAUAAUUCAAGAAAACAACAGAACCAGUGCCCAGUCCUUACACCGGCCCCGAUGCAGCUAGCGAGCCUUGAGCACAGCGGCCACAUAAUUAGACCCGAUGACGCAAACACAAAGCCGAGACAAUGAGUCGGAAUAGCUUCUAGCCGGUAUUCGUUUUGAGUCAUCCCAAUGCCAGGGUCAAGGAACAUUUUAUUAUAGACCGCGCAGUGGACCACUAUGGAUUAGUUUGGUCCAGUAUUAGAUGCGCCCGGUUUGGGGUACAGAAGUUGUGGUGAAGAGGAGGUGGUUUCACUUUCCUUUAUUACGUCGUUCUUGAUGCAAUCUGCUUUGGAUACGCAGUUGGCUAGAGCGCACUCUUACUCUGGAGCGGAGUUAUUUUAUUAAUUGAGGCAUACCAUGUCGGAGCAUCCCGAUAUUUCGGAGCUCUCCUAACUAUCAAUAUUGCCUUGCGGUGUUUACAGACCUACUAGUUCCCCUGGGUUGCCAGGGUUCUCUAGCUGCCGAUAUGCACGUGUGUGGCCAAGGGUUCGUCCAGACCAGAUAGUAGACAAGAGUUGCCCAGUUCGCGAUAGUGCAACUGAGGACGGUUGGUGAUUUUUUACCUCGAUUUGAGAGCUUGAUGUUGAUGAGACAUGUUUUUAUACAUGUCUGGAGUUUUAGAUAGGAGAUACCCGUUCAAUUGACUAUGA
Molecule: messenger RNA, 2065 nt
Organism: Fusarium graminearum PH-1
Lineage: Eukaryota; Fungi; Ascomycota; Sordariomycetes; Hypocreales; Nectriaceae
Exons: 5
Coding region: 701-1369 (222 amino acids)
Biological process (GO): NAD+ biosynthetic process
Molecular function (GO): nicotinamide-nucleotide adenylyltransferase activity; nicotinate-nucleotide adenylyltransferase activity
Source: RefSeq, a predicted model, not a curated record